Molecule: messenger RNA, 7561 nt
Organism: Dromaius novaehollandiae (emu)
Lineage: Eukaryota; Metazoa; Chordata; Aves; Casuariiformes; Dromaiidae
Gene: YLPM1
Product: YLP motif containing 1
Exons: 19
Coding region: 102-6578 (2158 amino acids)
Biological process (GO): regulation of telomere maintenance
Cellular component (GO): nucleus
Source: RefSeq, a predicted model, not a curated record
CUGGCGCGCCUCCCCGCGCAGGCGCCGUGGGCUGCACGCGCCGCCGCCGCCGCGGCCUGUGGAAGCGCCGCGCUCCGCUCCGGCCGCCUGCUGCCCCCGCCAUGUACCCGGCCUGGGGCUUGUACGGGGCGGCGGGGCACUACCCGCCGCCGCCCACCUCCAUCCCGCCCCCGCCGCUGCCCAUCCCGCCCCCCAGCGUGCCGCCGCCCGCCGUCCCGCCGAUGCCGCUGCCCAGCUACCCGCCGCCGGGCCCCGCGCCCGCGCCCCCCGCCGCCGGGACCGCCGCCGCCGGGCCGCCGCCGGCCGGCACCUCGGGCUUCCUCAGCCUGCAGGAGCAGCACCUGGCGCAGCUGCAGCAGCUCCAGCAGAUGCACCAGAAGCAGCUGCAGUCCGUGCUGCUGGGGCCGCCGCCGCCGCCGGGGCCGCCGCCGCCGGGGCUGCCGCCGCCGCCGCUGCCCGGCUCCUUCGCCGAGUGGCAGCAGCAGCAGCCGCCGCCGCCCGUGCCGCCGCCCGUGCGCAGCUACCAGAAGCAGUUUGCCCACCGCGAGCCGCCGCCGCCGGCCCGCAAGCCGCCCGCCGCCGCCCGGGAGCGCGAAGGCCCGGAGGCGCCGCCGGGCCACGGCGAGUGGGGCGAGCCCGUGCCCUCCUCGCCGGUGCCCAUGGACAUGGAGCUGUCGUCGCCGCCUCAGUCGCCGCCGCCCGCCGCGCAGGCCUACCUGCCCCCCGCGCAGGCCUACCUGCCGCCGCCGCAGGCCGAGCCCGCCUACCUGCCGCCCUCCCAGCCGCCGCCGGCGCCCUCGCCGCCGCUGCAGCCGCCCUACGUGCCGCGGGCGCAGGCCUCCCAGCCGCCCCCCAGCUUCUCGGAGCCGCCGCCGGCCUACCUGGAGCCGCCGCCGGCCGCCGCCGCCCAGCCCUACCUGCCGCCGGCCGCCGCCUACGCCGCGCACCCCCAGCCCUACCUGCUGCCCGCGCAGGCCUCCCCCUCGCAGCCGAAGGCGUCGCAGCCCCACUUCGCCCCGUCGCAGGCCGCCCUGCCCGCCGCCGCGCAGCAGGAGCCGCCGCCGAGCGCCGGCAAGGAGACGGGCGCCGGCGCCGACCCGCACAGCGCCCCGCAGCCCGACCCCGCCACCAUGACGCCCCAGGAACAGCAGCAAUACUGGUAUCAGCAACACCUGCUUAGCCUGCAGCAGAGGGCAAAAGCCCAUGCUCAGGGACAGCAGCAAAUGAAAGGUCCAGGGGUGGUGAAGGAUACAUCUGAUCAGAGAAAGGCUGAAGAAGGGAAAAUGAGUGCUUCAACUCAGCAGUCUGAACCUCCUCCACUUAACGAGUCCCUGCCUGCAGCUUCCAAAGAUGAUGAGUCUUCUCUUACGUCCACUGAAACUCAGCUCAAUAUUGAACCUCCUGAUGACCCUGAGGAAGAUUUGAGAUUGCAGCAGUUGCAAGCAGCAGCAGCUCAAUGGCAGCAGCAUCCCCAUCACCGAGUUGGAUUUCAGUAUCAGAGAAUAAUGCAGAAACAUGCCCAGCUGCAGCAGAUAGUACAACAGUAUCAACAGAUAAUGCAACAGCCUCCACACUUACAGACAAUGUCAGUGGACAUGCAGCUGCGACAUUAUGAGGCACAGCAGAAACAGUUCCAGCAGCUUCAUAAAGAUUGGGAGCGAUCAAUGAACCAGCAAUGGCAGCAUCAGCUUCAAACCUACCCUCACAAAGACCAGCUUCAGGAGUAUGAAAAACAAUGGAAAGCAUGGGAUGAACAGAUGAAGGUGACUCAGUCCCAUCUGCAAGAGAAAGUGAACUCACUCCAAAACCUGAAGACUCAGUAUCCUGCAAAUGUUUCACUGCCACCUCCAUUUGUUCCAUAUUCUCAAACUGCUCAAGGUGGCAUUCCUAUUAUGCCUCCGACUUUACCUUCAACUACACCUCCGCUGGUCCCCCCACCUCUCUCUUCUGGGCCUCAGUUGUCUAACUCCUCUGUCCCUUCAGGAUCCAGUUCUCAAGGCAGUCAAUCUACUGAGACACCAAGGCCAGCUCUGCUUCCCACCCCUGGUACCUAUGCAUCAAAAAUAGCUAGUUCACCUGUAUUUUCAUCUUAUCAUUCUCAAGUAAGUUCAUCUUUUGGCUCUUCAGACCAUGGAAAGUCUCAAGUUCAUCUUAGUAAACAAACUGUCUCUAUUUCAUCUGAGCAAGGAUCUGGGGAACUGAAAGCCCCUUCUGCAGUGUCUUCAGCACAUGCACCUACUAUGCAUGAUAAGCCAGUGAGAUCAGGUGGAUUGCUUCCAGAUCCUCCCAGAGGAGCACGUUUUGAAGGCCCCAGAGGUCCCAGAUUUGACGGACCUCGAGGAAGAGGAUAUGAGAAAUUUGAAGGCUCAAGACAGAGAGGGCCUCGUUUUGACUCCCAGCGCUCAGAAGGGUACAGGUCACGUUUUGACCGACAGAAUGCAGAUGGACAUUCAGGUAGAUGGGGGACUAUCCCACGAGGACCUGCAGCACAAUUUUAUACUUCCCCAAAUACAUCACAUGCACAUGGGUCCCGACCUGGUGGUCCACGGUGGAGGGGACCGAGGCCUCCUUUGGGACAGCAGCAUUCACAAGCAGACUCACGAUUGGAAAACAAAGAGCCUUUCACAGACAUAGCUGGCAAUCAGCAGACUGUGAAUAGAACUCAGUCUACUCCCGAUGGAAAAGGUGCAGGUUCUGUUGAGCCCGAUGAGGACCUGACCAACACUGAACAGGAACCAUCCAAAACUGAAGUCAAAGAAACUAUUUCAGACCCUCCUAAAAAGUGGACAUGGAGUUCACAUGAUCCUAACCAGCAAGUAGAAGAGUCCACAGCGACUACUCCACCUAUUCAGAACCAGAAACCAACAUCUCUUUCUAAUAAUCCUGUAGCUUUGCAGUCGGGUAUUACAAGAACAGGAGGAGCGGUAACCCCUGUAACAGGAAAUCAGGAUUUGAAUUCCACGGACAGUCAGUUGCUUGCUUCAGAUAGUAAUCAGGGCCUACCUGGACCAGAAAGCAGAGGGAAAGGGCCGUUUAUGCAUGAAGAUAGAGGCAAGGGACCAGUAGGCAGAGGAAGGGGGCAGGGUAGACUGGAUGAUGGCCGUGGCAGAGGGCACGGAGAUGGCCGUGGCUGGGGAAUGGGCCGUGGCAGGGGGAUGGGUGGCCGAGGGAUGGGCAGGAUGGAUGGUGGCCGCGGAAUGGGAAGGAUGGAUGGUGGCUGGGGAAUGGGCAGGAUGGAUGACGGCCGUGGUAGGGGAAUGGGCAGGAUGGACGAUGGCCGUGGCAGAGGAUAUAUUUACAGAGGCAGAGGUCAGGCUAGACAGGCAUCUAUCCGUGGCAGGGGGAUGUUCAGGAGAGCAGGCAGCAGGGAGAGGAUGCCAGAUAGGCGGUCAGGCAGCAGGGAGAGGAUGCCAGAUGGACAGUCAGGCAGCCGAGAGAGGGGACUGGUUGGACGGUCAGAUAGCCAUGAGAGGGUUAUGUCUAGCCGAGACAGAGAGCUAGCUGGGCGGACUGGCAGCCGGGACAGGGGACGGGCAGGUAGCCGGGAAAGAGGCCCUAUCCGGCGGGCGGGUAGUCGGGAGAGGGAGCCCAUCCGGCGGGCGGGUAGUCGGGAGAGGGAGCCCAUCCGGCGGGCGGGUAGUCGGGAGAGGGGCCCUGUUAGGCGGGCGGGUAGUCGGGAGAGGGGCCCCGUUAGGCGGGCGGGUAGUCGGGAGAGGGGCCCUGUUAGACGGGCGGGUAGUCGGGAGAGGGGCCCCAUUAGGCGGGCGGAUAGUCGAGAGAGGGAAGCAGGUAGGUCUGAAACAGGCAGUACAGAUAAACCAAUUCACCUAGGAGACGAUUCAGACAAAUUGCCUCCAUACCAUCGAGAUGAGACACUCAGGGGUCCUUGGAGUCAUGAAGAUGAGAGAAUGCAGGAGGAAUUUCCUUUAGAUAGUCGAGAUGCCCCUCCUUUGGAGCAUGAACGAUUAGAUGACUGGGAAAGAGAGCGAUACUGGAGAGAGCACGACUCUGAUUAUCAUGAUGAUUCUGUAGAUCCCUAUGAUAGAGAUGACAGGUUACCAUCCCACCAUUCAUUGCCACCACUGUCUCCUCUACCGCCACUACCUCCUUUAUCAUCCGAUCAUGACAGACGAGAUUCGUGGUGGGAUGACUGGGAAAGGCCAAGGGAACGGGAACUAGAUAGAGAUCUGGACAGGACUGGAAGAUCCUCAGAUAUUUAUGAUCAAGAUUUAGACAGAGAAUGGGAUAGAGACUGGGACAUGAGACCUAUGGAUGAUAGAGAAAUGGGGAACCGUGACCUGGAUAUCCCUCCUCUGCCACCUCUGCCACCUCUUCCACCUCUGGACAGGUACCGUGAAGAUAGGUGGAGGGAGGAUAGGGACAGGGAUCAUUAUGACAGAGACCUCCGAGAUAGGGGAGAGCUAAGGAUUCGAGAGUAUCCAGAGAGAUAUGACACAUGGCGGGAGAAGCAAGACUACCUUCCAGAAAGGACUGAUUGGGAGAGGGAACGAUUGUCUGAUAGAUGGUAUCCAGAUGACGUAGACAGACUACGACCUUUGGAGGAUCAGCUAGAGUCAUCCCUUCCUCCACCUUCACAUUCCUCUGAUAUGCUGGGAACAGAUUCAAACCUGGACUCUGAACAGUCACUGGGGGGAGUGAUGGUCCUUAGCCAAAGACAGCAUGAGAUAAUUCUGAAGGCUGCCCAGGAGCUCAAAAUGCUUCGAGAGCAAAAAGAACAGCUACAGAAGCUGAAAGAGUUUGAUCCUGACAUUUCAACACAGGACUCUCCUCGAUCACAGAACACAAGCACAAGGCCAGGUGUCUUUCAGGUUUCUUCUCAGCUAUCUUCAGAGGCACCAGUAGAAGCCCAAGCUAUUAAACCUUCUCCUGCUGUUAUUAUAAAGCCUCCCGUGUUGUUCAGACAGCCCACCCCUGUGACAAGACCAACUGCCCCACUGACAAGGCCAACUACACCUAUGACAAGGCCACAUACUCCAGUUUCUACUCCAGCUACAACCCCAAGUCAUGGUCAGUCUUUAAAACCAUCACCUUCUGCUGUGGAACAGGAACGCUGGGAUGAGGAUUCCUUCCAUGGACUCUGGGACACAAAUGAGGAUAAAGGAACAAAUAUGGAGUAUGAAUUAUGUAAGCAAGAAUCAAUGCUGCCUCCACCAGUAUCCUCUCCUGUGAAAGUACCUGCUGUUCACACCUCUGUUCCAUCAGGUGUACCAGUAUCACUUCCUCCAGUUAUUCCACCAGUUGCUAAAGCACCUAUAAUUCAGCAAACCGUGGAUUAUGGCCACGGGCGGGAUAUAACCACCAGUAAAGUGGAACAGAUUCCAUAUGGGGAAAGGGUAACUCUGCGUCCAGAACCUCUACCGGAGAGGCAAACAUUUCAAAAAGAGCACCCCAGCCAGCGUGAUCGUUACAACAGAGAAAGGGAUCGUGAGCCAUAUUUUGAGCGUCAAGGUAAUUCAAACACAGAUCACCGGGAUUUCAAGAGAGAGCGGGAAUUGCACAGAGACCGUGGUUCUGUGGAUUAUGAACGAGAGAGAUUUGAAAAAGAGCGUCAUCCCCGAGACGAUAGGGUUCUUCCUACUACACCUACGAGGACUCAGUCUUACCGUGACAAGAAAGAUCAUCCCUCCUCCAGGCGAGGCGGUUUUGAAAGACCACCAUACGAACGAAAGACAGAUCGUCCAGCGUAUGAUCACGGGCCUUCCAUGUUUGGAGGUGAUCGUAGAAAUUACCCUGAGGAAAGGAUUCCUAUUUCUGCUCCAUCAAUGCCCCGUCAGCCACCACCUGCUCCACGAGUGGAAAGGAAGCCAGAAUCUAAAAAUGUAGAUGAUAUUUUGAAGCCACCAGGACGAGAUAGCAGGCCAGAGAGAAUUGUAAUCAUCAUGAGAGGAUUGCCUGGCAGUGGAAAAACACAUGUAGCAAAACUCAUCAGGGAUAAGGAAGUAGAGUGUGGAGGACCGGCACCAAGAGUGCUCAGCCUGGAUGACUAUUUCAUCACUGAAGUAGAAAAAGAAGAGAGAGACCCAGAUACAGGGAAAAAAGUGAAAAAGAAGGUGAUGGAGUAUGAGUAUGAAGCUGACAUGGAAGAGACCUAUCGUACCAGUAUGUUUAAAACUUUCAAAAAGACCUUGGAUGAUGGCUUUUUCCCCUUCAUUAUCCUUGACGCUAUCAAUGACAGAGUGCGACAUUUUGAGCAGUUUUGGAGUGCAGCAAAAACCAAGGGCUUUGAGGUGUACUUAGCUGAAAUGAGUGCAGAUAACCAGACCUGUACCAAGAGGAAUAUUCAUGGACGCAAGCUAAAGGAAAUCAGCAGGAUGUCUGAUCACUGGGAGGCAGCACCACGUCACAUGAUGCGCCUGGACAUUCGUUCUCUACUGCAAGAUGCUGCUAUUGAAGAGGUGGAGAUGGAGGAUUUUGAUGCAAAUAUUGAAGACCAGAAAGAAGAAGCCAAGAAGGAUACAACAGAGGAAGAAGAGAGUGAACUGGGUUACAUUCCGAAAAGCAAAUGGGAGAUGGACACUUCUGAGGCAAAGCUAGCAAAAAACUCAUCUCCGAACUGAACUUCUUUGAAUACAUACUUUUGAACACCCUCUUCUGCUAUCCAGAAAAUAUGCUGCCUUAUAUUUGAUUGUUUCAGAGGCCUUUUGUGGGCAAAUUUAAUUAUGUCAAUGACUUCUGAACCAAUGUUACUGUCGUCAGUGGAAAUGGCUUACAGAAUGUACCUAAUAAGCUUAGUAUUUCCUCUGCAUAUACUUAAUUGUUGGUUUUUAAAGUAGCAGUAUACAUCAACAAAAGAAGUACUAGAAUUUAUUCUGAAUUGUAAAGCUGGUUUUCAUUUUCAUGCCUUAUUGUUCUUAAUCUUAUGAUGAAUAAUUACUUCAUCUCAUUAACAUAAAGCAGUUUGCCACCUAAUUUCAAGAACGUAUUGUUUCUUCACUGAAAAUAAGUGUGCAAAGAGGAACAAAAUUUUAGAACCUAGGAAUGGAAUUGUUUCUCCUCAUGCUUUAUUGGUUCAAUAAGCAAAAGAAGAAAAUGACGACUGUUGGACAAACUUCUGAAAUAUUUGUGACUGACCUCUGGCAUCAUGAAAUGAAAGAUUCUGAGAUUUUUUUCCAGUUCUGGAGGAUAUUUUGGUGUGUUUUUCCUGAGGGGCAGGGAGGAAGAGAAGAUGGGGGAAUAAAUGGAGGUCAGGGUGGGGGCGGGGGUUAUGAAGCAGAAGCAGUGUCUCAAAAACUGGUCUUCGAUGCAUUUAACUACAUGAUCGUCAUUUAUUCCCUGAUAUUACGUAUAUGUUACGUUUGACACAAUAUUAAACCCAAAAUUUGGGGAAGAAAUGCUACUGCAUUAAUAUUGUGUUAAAGUACGGAACAGCUGGAUCUGUGGUUCUUUAAACAGCUUUUGGUAGCUGUAUUGUACCUGUUGAGGAUGGACUCCAUAUGGUAUGAACAUCCAGAAAAGCAAGCUUUUCUCCCUCAUACAAAUAGCAAGAUGAAGUGUUAUGCCACUGAGUUAAUGUGAAAGAUCAAUAAAACUUGAAAAUGGU